AUGCUCUCAGCUGGCGCCUCCCGCUGGAUCAUCCCCCUCGCCACUUUCCUCCUAGGAGCGCAGCAAGUGCAGGGUGCAAGAAAUGUGUCUUCACAGUACUCCUUGACGAACCAGGCUUCCCUGUCGCCCUUCGGCGUGGUCGCUGCAAGUAGACCAGAGCGUUGUCCUCCGUGUUUCAAUUGUCAGCUAGACGCAUUUACUUGUGGGAACUUCGGAGAGUGUUCGAAGUUCGACGGGCAGUGCAAAUGUCCACCCGGCUGGGCUGGAAUCGACUGUCUGACGCCUCAAUGUGAUUCACUCGCUGACGGAGAGCAUCGAAGGCAACGAGAGGACGGGAAGCAGUGCGAAUGUAAGGAUGGUUGGAGUGGAAUCAACUGCAACGUAUGCAAGACAGAUGACGCAUGUGCCGGCUUCCCGCUACGAGGGCAACCCACCGACCCCGAUGAUGCCGACAGGGUUGGGAACAUGACGUGUUACACGGGGGGCGAAACUGUCUUCAACAACCACCAGUUCUGUGAUGUCACGAACCGGAAGAUCUUGGAUAUGCUUCCCGACCGUCCGCCACAAGUGACUUUCAGUUGCGACAAGGACGAGGACAUGUGUCAUUUCCAGUUCUGGACAGCACAAGUGGAAUCAUUCUACUGCCAGCUCAGCGAGUGCCAGUCGCAUUCGGAACAUGCCAUCGAGAGGAACUCCACGUUUUACAACUGUGACAAGAUCGAAUGCAAGUGCGUCCCCGGACGGUUCAUCUGUGGAGAGGAUGGAAGCCUCGAUAUCACUGACUUCUUGAAGGAAUACAUCCAUGGACCUGCAGCCUUCACAUGCGCCUCUGACCAAGGAUGCAAGUUUGAGGAACCUGGAAUGAACGACCUCAUUGAAACGUUCUUUGGUGACAAGUACAUUACGCUCAAGUGUGCGGGAGGUGAAUGUCUGCACUAUUCUCAGGUACCUGGGUACUCGCCUCCUCCCAAACCUGAUAAUACUGCACUGUUUGCAUUGAGCGCUGCGGGUGCAGGACUAUUGGUCGUCCUGGUAUCUGCUGUCUUGUGGUAUGCUGGCAGGGCACACUCCAGUGAUUUCGCCGGUAUCCGCUUGCCAGAGAACGAGUCCGCCAAGCUCAUGACAGAUCAUGUUCCCGCGUCGCUGCACUUCUCCAACGUCUCCUACUUCCUCAACGGGCGAACUAUCCUUGAGGGCGUGUCUGGCAGUGCCAAGCCUGGUCAGCUUCUCGCUAUCAUGGGCGCGUCGGGUGCAGGCAAGUCAACCUUCCUCGACAUCCUUGCUCGCAAGAACAAGAAGGGGCUCGUCGGUGGCGAAAUGCUGGUGAAUGGACGCGAGAUCGCGGACUCGGACUUCAAGAAAGUCAUGGGAUUUGUCGACCAAGAAGACACCCUCAUGAGCACCUUGACAGUGUACGAAACGAUCUUGUAUUCUGCCCUCCUCAGGUUGCCUAGGGAGAUGAGCUUAGCGGCCAAGAAAUACCGCACUUUGGAGACGAUGAAUGAGCUUGGUCUAUUGGGAAUCAAGGAUUCGAGGAUCGGGGAGACUGGACGCCGCUCCAUCUCCGGGGGUGAGAAACGUCGGGUCUCAAUCGCUUGCGAGCUCGUCACCAGUCCUUCAAUCCUGUUCCUCGACGAGCCGACCAGUGGUUUGGACGCAUACAAUGCACUCAGUGUCAUAGACAGUCUCGUUUCACUUGCUCGCGACUACAACCGCACGGUCGUCUUCACAAUCCAUCAGCCUCGCAGCAACAUCGUCUCCCUCUUUGAUCAGCUCAUUGUUCUCGCUCGCGGAAAGGUCAUCUACUCCGGUGACGCCGACAAGGUCACCGACUACCUCUCCGAAAUCGGCCACCCUUGUCCACUUGGCUUCAACGUCGCGGACUUCCUCAUCGAUCUUACGAUGCAAGCGGGCAUGGAGCCGCGGUCCCUUGAUAGCCCACCUGUCACGGAUGGCCAAAUCAGCGAUGAUGAAGCAAGAGACGAAGAACGUGCCUACCCUCGUGGCGAUCACCCGUCGUCUAUCUCCCUUCGUUCCACCUACCACGAAAGCGAGGCUCUCACCCCCAGACCCGAGGAGCCGGAACAGCGCAACCGUGCCCCGAGCUCGAUCCACUCCUCUACCGCCUACAUUCGCCGGCAGACGACACGCCUUCUCGAAGCCAUCAAGCCCUCGCAACAUGUUGACGGACCCAUCCCGCCAAAGCUCCACGCACUCAUCGAUGCAUUCAGGCGCAGCGAGGUGCACGAGGCUCUCACCCACGAGAUCGACGAAGCCGCACGCAACGCUGUGCAAACUGGGAACGGCAACACCAACGGGGUCAGCGCGGAGCUCCCUGACGUCGCGGUCGAAAGCAGCAUCUCGCGAGGACGCAAGCGCGCCAGCUGGGGCACUCAAUUUAGGAUUUUGAGCGGCAGAGCGUUCAAGAACUUGUACCGCGACCCCGCGCUGCUCGCUGCCCACUACAUUUCGUCUGUCGCUGUCGCUGUGAUCUGCGGCUUCUUCUUCCAGCAUGUCACAGACGAUAUCGCAGGGUUCCAGAACCGACUUGGCGUGUUCUUCUUCACGCUCGCGCUGUUCGGAUUCUCGUGUUUGUCCAGUCUCAACCUCUUUGCAGGCGAGCGGAUCCUUUUCAUUCGGGAGCGCGCCAACGGCUACUACUCGUCGUUCACCUACUUUGCAUCCAAGAUCCUCUUCGACAUCCUCCCUCUGCGCGUCAUCCCGCCCAUCGUGUUCGGCGGGAUCAUCUACGCCUGGAUCGGACUCGUCCCCGAGAUUGCGAUAUUCUGGAAGUUCAUGCUCACGCUCGUACUGUUCAACCUGACCACUGCAAGCGUCAUCCUUCUGCUGUCGAUCGCAUUCGAGAGCACGAGCGUCGCCAGCUUGGUGGGCACUCUGGUCAUGCUCUUCAACCUCCUGUUCACGGGCCUCCUCAUCAACCGCAAGUCCGUGCCUGAGGCCUUCCAAUGGCUGCACAACAUCUCGUUCUUCCACGCCGCAUUCGAGGCACUUUCCGUGAACGAACUUCGUUACCUUCAGCUCCACGAAGAGAAGUACGGCGUGAACAUCGAUGUUCCCGCCGCCGCCAUCUUGUCAACCUUCGGUCUCCGUGCAGGGUCGUUCUGGUGGCCCAACAUUGCCUCGCUGGGUAUCUUCUUUGGCACGUUCACCGUUGCCAGCUUCCUGGUGCUGCACUUCUACGUCAAGGAGAAGCGGUAG
This is a messenger RNA of Epithele typhae, 3219 nucleotides long. RefSeq lists its product as uncharacterized. The transcript has 15 exons. Gene Ontology annotation, molecular function: ATP hydrolysis activity; ATP binding; ABC-type transporter activity. Gene Ontology annotation, cellular component: membrane. The record is from RefSeq and is a predicted model, not a curated record. Lineage: Eukaryota; Fungi; Basidiomycota; Agaricomycetes; Polyporales; Epitheliaceae. The coding region runs from base 1 to 3219 and encodes 1072 amino acids.